This is a messenger RNA of Mus musculus (house mouse), 3718 nucleotides long. It is a transcript of the gene Plac8, whose product is annotated as placenta-specific 8. The coding region runs from base 2001 to 2984 and encodes 327 amino acids. The record is from RefSeq and is a predicted model, not a curated record. The transcript is spliced from 5 exons. NCBI's taxonomy places the organism in Eukaryota, Metazoa, Chordata, Mammalia, Rodentia, Muridae.
CGUGUGGAGCUAAGCAGGUGAGUGUGUCUGAUGCUCAAGCUUAGGUGCUGAGUUUGACCCCCAGCAACCAAGUAAAAAGCCAGGAGUGUCUGCACACAUGUCUCCCAGCACUAUAGAGAAGAGACAAAAGGGAUGGUUGGGGCUUGCUGGUGGGGCCCUGUAUCAAGGGACUGAGGAGGCAAGGCACUGUCAUUCCAAAUCUACGUCACACCCCUGAACCUCAGCACUCCCUCGUAAUGAAGAGAUAUUCUAACAAGACAUACUUCAUAAAGGCUUUGCUCAGCUGGGAAUUGUGACACACACCUGUAAUGCCAGCAUAUGGAAGGCUUGAAGCAAGGGGGCAGGGCGCAGGGGGCGGGGCAUGAGCUUGAAGCUAGCCUGGGCUACGUGAUGAGAUGCUGACUCGGGAAAACAAGUCAGCAUCCUCCACAACAAAAACACAACACUAGGAAAGCAGUUGGGGUGACUGGAAGGACUUGCCAGCCCCUGCCACGAGUCAUGGGCUAAGCUGCACGGAUAGAAGGUUCAGGUUCCGGUGAACGUGAAGUGAUGGAGCCGCUUAGAUUCAGGAGAGUUGUGUGGAAAACCGAGGCAGCUGAGCAAGAGCGGGAAGAGAGUGGGCUUGCACUAAGCUUAGGCUGUUCCGUUCAAGAAGAGGUUGUUUUCCACGGUUCUGCAACCCUACCUUGUCCCAGGCCAAUGGUUUGUUUCCCAUCCUCUGGACAUCAGGGACCUGUAUAAAAUAGCACGCGAUCAAGAUCACCGCCUCCCCUUUGGUUUCUUUCACCCAUGAGAGACACCUGUUCACCUUACCAGUUCAGUGAAUUCCUUUCCCCUGAGGCCUCUCUCCUCUCGGAGGUGGAGACUGAAAUGCUCUUUAUAGAUCAACAAGCUGAUUUCUCCAACCACGUCCUGUCCCUAGCCAGUGGAGCACAGCAGACUUGGUCUUUUGAGACCUCGCAUCGAAGAUGGCUCAGGCACCAACAGUUAUCGUGACUCAACCUGGAUUCGUUCGUGCUCCCCAAAAUUCCAACUGGCAGACCAGCCUGUGUGAUUGCUUCAGUGACUGCGGAGUCUGCCUCUGUGGGACCUUUUGUUUCACUUGUCUUGGAUGUCAAGUGGCAGCUGACAUGAAUGAGUGUUGUCUGUGUGGAACAACGGUGGCCAUGAGGACUCUCUACCGAACCCGAUACGGCAUUCCUGGAUCUAUUUGUGAUGACUACAUGGUCACACUCUUCUGUCCUGUUUGCUCUGUGUGCCAACUCAAGAGAGACAUUAACAGGAGGAGAGCCAUGAACGCUUUCUAAGGAGCUGGAUGGCAAGAGCUCUGGCUGAAGAAGCUCAACUCAGCACACACUCCUUCAGCCUGAGAUUUUUCAAAUCUUUGGCAACUGAGAUGGGAUGGAUCCAUUUAAUUAGAGAACGGUGAAAUCUUUCUAGUUGGGCUUUUUGAUUUAUUUUAAAUGGAUAUUGCUCUUUGACUUGGUUUCUUCUUGCUCCCAUAUCAUCAAAUAUUGGAGCCUAUAAUUUUUUUACCUUACAUUUUAGGUAGAAACCAAAUAAAAGAUUUUGCUAAGAAGACUGUUUUGUUUUGUGUGUGGUGCUAAGGAUUAACAUUAGGGCCUCGUACUCGCUGCCAACCCCCAACCCCCACAAGCCACGCCUUUAGCCCUCCAUGGUUUACGCAUCUUGGCCAUCAUUCAAAUGCUUGUGUCACCAAUUAAUCUUAAAGGUGCAGUCUCAACUUUCCUCCCAUGGUUCAGGGUCAGGAUGGUAGACUUUCAGCAACAGCAAUUCGGCACUUUGAUCCAUGAAGCCUGAGGUGGGAUGAUGUGGGGCUACAAGCUACCGAUAACGAAGUAUUCUGAGACAGUGGACGUUUUCAGCCCUUCCCUGUUGCUUAUCAACAUGUGCACUGACCCAGCAGACUAUGAAGUGCAAAUCCCAGGCCUGCAUGUGCACUGACCCAGCAGACUGUGCAGUGGGCAUCCCCUGCCUGCAUGUGCACUGAUCUAGCAGACUGUGCAGUGGGCAUCCCCUGCCUGCAUGUGCACAGACCCAGCAGACUGUGCAGUGGUCAUCCCCUGCCUGCAUGUGCACAGACCCAGCAGACUGUGCAGUGCAAAUGCCAGGCCUGCAUGUGCACUGAUCAAGCAGACUGUGCAGUGGGCAUCCCCUGCCUGCAUGUGCACAGACCCAGCAGACUGUGCAGUGGGCAUCCCCUGCCUGCAUGUGCACUGAUCCAGCAGACUGUGCAGUGGGCAUCCCCUGCCUGCAUGUGCACAGACCCAGCAGACUGUGCAGUGGUCAUCCCCUGCCUGCAUGUGCACAGACCCAGCAGACUGUGCAGUGCAAAUGCCAGGCCUGCAUGUGCACUGAUCAAGCAGACUGUGCAGUGGGCAUCCCCUGCCUGCAUGUGCACAGACCCAGCAGACUGUGCAGUGGGCAUCCCCUGCCUGCAUGUGCACAGACCCAGCAGACUGUGCAGUGGGCAUCCCCUGCCUGCAUGUGCACCGAUCCAGCAGACUGUGCAGUGGGCAUCCCCUGCCUGCAUGUGCACUGACCCAGCAGACUGUGCAGUGGGCAUCCCCUGCCUGCAUGUGCACAGACCCAGCAGACUGUGCAGGGGCAUCCCCUGCCUGCAUGUGCACAGACCCAGCAGACUGUGCAGUGGGCAUCCCCUGCCUGCAUGUGCACUGAUCCAGCAGACUGUGCAGUGGGCAUCCCCUGCCUGCAUGUGCACAGACCCAGCAGACUGUGCAGUGGGCAUCCCCUGCCUGCAUGUGCACAGACCCAGCAGACUGUGCAGUGGGCAUCCCCUGCCUGCAUGUGCACUGAUCCAGCAGACUGUGCAGUGGGCAUCCCCUGCCUGCAUGUGCACAGACCCAGCAGACUGUGCAGUGGGCAUCCCAGGCCCGGCUUCCAGAAUGCUUGCGAGGUUUGUGGUAUUUUUUUAUCCUCUUAAAUAUAAGGUAGUGAUGUAGAAGAAACUCAGAGUAUAAUAUUGAUGUUAUAAAAGGAUUUGCCAAUAGAUUUUCGUAGGAGACAUUAACUCACAGGAAGUAGAAUUUAGCUAAGGGUGCAACACCACCACAUACCUCAGAGAUAACCAGUAAGCUAACCAGGCCCACUAGAGAUAAGCAAAAUUUGUGAUGCAAGAACAUAAACAUUCAGUCAUCAGGACUUAUCAAACAUUAGCCCCAUCUCCAAAGAACCUGCUUCUAACAGGCAGCUCAAGGGGACAGCCAUCAGUAGGUUCUAGCUGCCAUUGAGUCCCCUGUGCUCCUAUCAGGAGACCAAUCCUGCCAGGUGGGCAAGCUGGAUCCGGGUAACAGCUAUUUGCAAAGAACAACCAACGCUGGCAUACUUCAGAGAGAAAUAAUUCUAGUAACCAACGCCUUUGCUAUGUAAAUCCCCCAUCCUUCCAGGCGACCAGAUUUGCAUUCUCCUGUUCCUACUUAAGCUGCUCAAAUCAUAACCUGUGUUAGGACACAAAAGAGAUUUAAGGAUGACCAUGUAUAUAAAUUUCAUAAACCUAAAGUACAUAAAAGGAAAAAGAUUUCACCGUUCUCUAUUAGGCCAGCUCUGUAUGUUAGCCAAAGUCAGCCUUGAGCGAGUAAGGGGCUCCCUCCUUACUUUCCUGAGAGGAGUGACUGCUCACUGGAAAGGCAUACAAUUCCUGCAACAGUAGUAAUAAAGCUCUCCUUGUCAAAGUCAA